Sebastes umbrosus (honeycomb rockfish) is the source of this 1290-nucleotide messenger RNA. It is a transcript of the gene cldn5a, whose product is annotated as claudin 5a. The transcript has a single exon. Lineage: Eukaryota; Metazoa; Chordata; Actinopteri; Perciformes; Sebastidae. Gene Ontology annotation, cellular component: plasma membrane; bicellular tight junction. The record is from RefSeq and is a predicted model, not a curated record. The coding region runs from base 262 to 912 and encodes 216 amino acids. Gene Ontology annotation, biological process: bicellular tight junction assembly; cell adhesion. Gene Ontology annotation, molecular function: structural molecule activity.
CAGAUAUUCGUGGUCCGGUUGCUACUGACUGCGAUUCCAGUUGUUUUCACAUCCUCUCACUAAACAAAGAGACUCGGUAGCUGCUGCUUGGGCUCUUAACACAUCUCCUGGUAAAUGUGGCGAGUGAUGCGCAACUAAUUGACGCUCCUGAACAUCGAGGCAAGAGAUAAAGAGCAGAAAUACACCUUGCUCUCAAGAAGAUCAAUUAGUGGAGAGUUUGAAAAAGUUUCAGACGGACUUAAAGAGCGUAAAAGAGUGAAAAUGGUGUCAGCCGGACUGGAGAUUUUGGGACUAUCCUUGUGCGUAAUUGGCUCUCUAUUGGUGAUGGUUUCGUGCGGGCUGCCCAUGUGGAAGGUGACUGCUUUCAUCGAGGCCAACAUCGUGGUGGCUCAGACCAUCUGGGACGGCUUGUGGAUGUCCUGUGUGGUGCAGAGCACCGGGCAGAUGCAGUGCAAGGUGCACGACUCGGUGCUCGCCUUGAGCCACGACCUGCAGGCGGCCAGAGCGCUCACCAUCAUCUCCUCGGUGAUGGGCGUGCUGGGGCUCAUGGUGACGAUCGCCGGGGCGCAGUGCACCAACUGUAUCCGAGCAGAAUACGUCAAAGCUCGGGUGGUGAACGCAGGAGGAGUCGUGUACAUCAUUAGUGGUAUCUUCGUGUUAGUGCCUCUCUGCUGGAUGGCCAACAGCAUCAUCUCAGACUUUUACAACCCGCAGGUGCCCGGGUCCAAGAAGAGGGAGAUCGGCGCUGCGCUGUACAUCGGCUGGGCGGCCUCGGCGCUGCUGCUGAUCGGAGGCUCAAUGCUCUGCUGCUCCUGUCCGGCAAGCAGCAACUCUGGAUACUCGGUGAAAUACGCACCGACCAAGAGAGCCACGCCGAACGGAGGGGACUAUGAUAAGAGGAAUUAUGUGUAGUGGCUCAUGCAGCAGGUGGUGCGUAAAAAAUGACCUGCAGCUUUUUGAAAAACUGUUUUUUUUUUCAUGGACGUUAUCAUUGCACUUGCAUUUUUUUUUGUGUGUUUUUAUUUUAAGAAAUCUGAACUUUGAAAAAUCAAUGGAAGCACAUCUGCUGUUUUUACCCUUCAAUAUGCUCGGACCACAAAUUCACAAAUCCAAACUGUUUUUUUCCAUGGACGUUAUCUCUGCACCUGCAGUUUUUUUUUUGUUUGUGUUUUUUUAAAGAAAUCUGAACUAAAUUAUUCCUUAUUAUCAAAGGAAGCCUUACUUUUACAUAUUUCUGAGAUAAAUCUGUAAAGACUGCCUCAAAAUAAAGUGAAUAGCUUACUCUUAAAA